GAUCCUUUUACGACCGUAUCAUAACAUGUUACAUGGGGCAUGGGGAAAAAACACUACGGUAACGACUGAUGUGUCAAUUCAAAAGAAUAAUAGCUCCAUACCCAAACGACGUCGCUCCCCGGCGAAAUCUUCUUAAAACGUCGCAGCCCAAAACGACUCGUCGUUCAACUCAUGUCCCAGCGGGUGUGAACACUCCAAUCCCUUCCUUCUCCAUCCACCACACUGAAACACCAAAUCACAACGACGUCGUUCCAGCAACCACCGUGUCCAAACCCUAGUUUUCUCUCUUCCUCCCAUGUCCUCCGAAGACAUCACCCUCGUCCCCGACCAGAGGAUCGAGAACGGUCUCAGCUCCCCUCUUGUCUUCCAAGACGACCCUCUCCGCUUCAAUUGCCCCACGCCGCAGCGUCGGGUCGGAGACCCGGGUCCUAAAACCCGUGAACUCGGCGCCUUCAUCGACGAGAAGAUGUUCAUCGACCGCGACCGCUUCUUCGCCGCCCAGAACCCCGACUUCCGCCGCUACGCCGACUGCUCCUCCCGCCAAGACCCCCGCAAUUGGACCGUCAACGGCACCGCCGCCACUCCCAGCGAGGACGACGAAUCCGACGAGGACGACGAAGAUGACGAGGAUGAGGACGACGACGAAGGCGAUACGGAAGUUGAAGGACUCGUCGGUGGUGGAAGCAAAAGGGAAAUUAUCGCUAACAACAACGGUGGCGGUGGUAAUUUGCCUUCUGUUGCAAACGGGAAAGCUCACGCUUUUGUUUCUGGGAGAGAGCUGUUGGGGAAGGAUGGUGGAGAGAUUGGGCAGUUGGUGCUUAGCAAUGUGAAUGGUGGUGGUGAUGAAGAUCAUCGGCAAGAGGGGUUAGGUAAGUCUCAGAAUUCUGUUACCGUUGCUGACACUGACUGUGAGGAGUACUAUUCGCACUAUCUUCAAGGUGCCGAUGGGGCUUCUGGUCACAAAGUUAUGGUCGAUGAUGGUGGUUGUGGGUUUAGUGGGAGAAAGGAUGCAAUGUAUUCUACCGAGUCAGGGGAAUCACUCAGGAAUAUUCUUUCAGAUCCUGUUACUGGAGCUCUUAUGGAUGACGCAAUGAUAUUACCGUGUGGACAUUCAUUUAGCGGAAGUGGAAUACAGCAUGUUAUUAGAAUGAAAGCUUGCUGCACCUGUUCUCAACCCACAACCGAGGAAUCAAUAUCUCCUAACCUAUCACUUCGAGCUGCUGUGCAGGCAUAUCGUCGGGAAGAGGAGUCUCAAUUCUACCGGUCACCUAAAAGAAGAAGAGAGAGAUUUGAUCAGGGUGGAUUUGGAGACUCAUCUGUUAUGGAGCCAUCAAGGAGUAGAGGUGUUCAGUUUCCGUAUGCUGUUAUGGACCGGGUUGUCAUAAAGGGAAACAAAAGGACACCACAACGCUUUGUUGGGCGUGAAGCGAUUGUAACAACGCAAUGCCUGAAUGGAUGGUAUGUAGUGAAGACAUUGGACAAUGCAGAGAGUGUAAAGUUUCAGUAUCGAUCACUCGCUAAAGUUUUGGAUGAUCCUUCAAAGCCUUCCUCCAGCAAGAUGUCACCUAAUUGGCUUUAGAACUGCUGCAGACACUCAUCAAAUACUUCUACACCAAACUGAUGCCUCCCCAUUUUGAGGGUUUAAGCGUUGACAUACCAACAAAAAUUCUUCGUUGUAAUUCCAUUGUUGUAUCCCUUGCGAGAAACUGUGCUAGAUGAG
Molecule: messenger RNA, 1720 nt
Organism: Vigna umbellata (rice bean)
Lineage: Eukaryota; Viridiplantae; Streptophyta; Magnoliopsida; Fabales; Fabaceae
Product: RING/U-box superfamily protein
Biological process (GO): protein ubiquitination
Molecular function (GO): ubiquitin-protein transferase activity
Source: RefSeq, a predicted model, not a curated record